Molecule: messenger RNA, 8451 nt
Organism: Procambarus clarkii (red swamp crayfish)
Lineage: Eukaryota; Metazoa; Arthropoda; Malacostraca; Decapoda; Cambaridae
Product: dual specificity protein phosphatase CDC14A
Biological process (GO): cilium assembly; protein dephosphorylation; microtubule cytoskeleton organization
Cellular component (GO): nucleolus; kinociliary basal body; spindle pole
Molecular function (GO): protein tyrosine/serine/threonine phosphatase activity; protein tyrosine phosphatase activity; protein serine/threonine phosphatase activity
Source: RefSeq, a predicted model, not a curated record
AACAUGGCCUCAGAGUGAAGCAGGAGUGUGUUUGUAAAGCUCUCCAGCAUUUUGAGUGAAUGUUGGCUAAGUUUUUAGUUAAUUUACCUUUGCGUGUCGGAAGGUAGUGGAUCAGUAAUACGGUAGUGAGUCAGUGGUGCGAGAAGGCAUGGUUAAGACCCGGAAAGGCGACAAUACGACUGUGAAAUACCAUAUGCCAGACUCCAGACGGGGAGGUGUGUCGUCGCGCGCGUUCUUGUGAUUUAAAUUUUUGCUGGUUGAUGGUGUGGUGAGAGAUAAUAGCGAGUGCCAUUACCUGUAGUGGUGGUGAGCGGGAGGGAGUGGUGGUGGAGGAACCAUGGAGGACACGAGUGAAGUGCUGGUGUGUGCUGCAGAGUACAUUAAAGAUCGGCUGUACUUCGUAACCUUACGAACUUCUGGCAGACCACGAUCUACAGCAAACACUCACUAUUUCACAAUUGACGAUGAGUUGGUAUAUGAGAACUUUUAUGCUGACUUUGGACCCCUCAAUUUAGCCAUGCUUUAUCGUUACUGUCAGAAGCUAAACAAAAAGUUGAAGUCUCUGUCGCUGGCAAAGAAGAAGAUCGUUCACUACACGAACCUUGACCCGCAGAAGAGAGCCAAUGCUGCCUUCCUCAUCGCCUCUUAUUCUAUUGUCUACUUAAAGAAGACUCCUGAGGAGGCUUAUAAACCCCUGAUUGGUGGCAACAGUCCACCAUUUUGUCCAUUUCGCGAUGCAGCUUACGGGAUGUCAACAUAUCAUCUAACAUUGCUUGACUGCCUACAAGCUAUUGACAAAGCCUUCAAGCUUGGUUUCUUCAAUUUUGAAGACUUCGAUGUAGACGAGUAUGAAUAUUAUGAGAAAGUGCAAAAUGGAGAUUUCAACUGGAUCAUGCCUGGAAAAUUCUUGGCCUUCUGUGGACCCCAUGCAGAAAGUAAAAUCAAGAAUGGUUAUACUCUGCACUCGCCUGAAACAUACUUCAGUUACUUUCGCAAGCACAAUGUCACCAGCAUUGUCAGACUCAAUAAGAAGAUUUACGAUGCUGCUCGGUUUAAGAAUGCUGGCUUUGAGCAUUAUGACAUGUACUUUAUUGAUGGUUCCUGCCCAUCAGAUGACAUUAUGAGAGAGUUUCUGCGAGUUUGUGAAAAUACGGAAGGCGGUAUUGCAGUCCAUUGCAAAGCUGGAUUAGGUCGAACUGGUUCCCUCAUUGGAUGUUAUAUAAUGAAACAUUUCCGAUUUACUGCUGCUGAAAUUAUUGCUUGGUUGCGCAUAUGUCGACCGGGCUCUAUCAUUGGUGGUCAGCAACAAUGGCUUACCUCCAAGCAGUCAUCAUUAUGGCUUGAAGGCGAUAUAUUUCGGGGACGUAAUAAAAACCAGAACCUAAACAAGAAAUGCCAGUUUGGUAUAUACAGCAUUGCUUAUCGUGAGCAUGUUGCUAACAUGCGAAAUAACCAAAACAAAAAUAACUGCAAGAAUCAUAUUCAGAAGCAGCAGCUUAACGGCAACUCAUCUGAUGAGGCAGCUGACCGUGAAGAGAAUGUCCAGGUGGUGCUGAGUGGAGUAGAUACCCUGAAGCUAGAUGAUCAUACCUCUCACACCGACAACCAUGAGAAAUACAUCGAGGAUGUAGCCAACAGUAACACUAAUGCCAAGGAUUCAGAAACACGUAUAAUCAAUGGCAUGUCACAAGGAGACCGUCUAAAUCAGCUUAAAGCAUCUCGUUCCCACUCAAGAUCUGCAACAACUGGACGUGUCAAUCUUGAGGACAAAGCCCACAUUCGCACCAAGUCCACCCCUUUGGGCAGUGGUAGCAGUGGUGGUGGUGGCGGUGGGAGAGAGGCAGUGCUGUCGCCAUUGAAGGCCGGCAAGGUAUCCACCCUCACCACAGCCCAUCGAGAUACUGCACGUAGACCUAUACGUACCACCACCACAGCCACCAGCAAAAGACAUGCAUGGCUAUUGGGAUCAGUGUACCGGGGAUCGGCUCAACGUGGCAACAAGUCUCGUGGGGUUGGCCACUCCCCGGGGCUCUUAUCAAGCUCUCAGACUCAAACACGUGGUUUGAUUCCUGCCUCUGUGAUCCCACUGGGUAACUCACAGAUUUCUGAUAGCUCAGUUCCUCAGAACUUAGGAAGAAAGGCUCAUCUGAACUGUUCUAAUUCAACAUCCUACUCGCCAUCCUUGACAAAGUCUUCAUUCCAUGUUGCCAUCUCCUCUUCCCCCAUUUCCAAAGUUCCUCCUGUCUCCUCUUCCCUUUCGUCUUAUUCUUCUUCGGUAAAUGAAAACCAGCUCUCCAGAGCCAGUGAGAUUGCCACCACAGCUGCAGCACUGUCAACAGAUAAUGUGGAUAAUGGCAAUAUUGGUGAUCAUCCUGAGUUGGAAAAUAACAACUGUGAACAGGAGCCAGAAAAUAGCCGCUGCAACCUCAGAGAUGACAAUAGAAGCCGGACCUCAAGUGCAGGGAACCAAUCUCGGCUCUCACCGCCUGUCGUACACAGCAAACUCCCAAUCUAUCGUGUAGUAAAGGGAAUAACAAAUAGUAAUCAACUUUUUCACUACCGUUUCUCUCCUGUCCGAAACUCGAACACACUCGCCAGCCGUUCCACGAAAGCUGCCCUCGUCAGAUGACUACCAAUACUGCCCACCACGAAAAACAAGAACAGCAAGAAAAUCACUGAGAAUAAUACAUCAUCACCAUCAUCAGCAUCUUCCUCAAACACCAACACCACCACCCUCUCCUCCAGCAACAAGACUUCUGUCAAGAAAUCUCGAAUCUCUUCCAUCGGCAAGCUUAGCUCCACCGAGAACUCCCCCACCCACUCCGACACAUCCAACAAGUCGCAAACUACCCCCACCAACUCCAGUAAUGAUAAAGAGUCGGAUGCCCAAUUCAUCUCAAGUGACAAAGAGGAUAAAAUCUUGUCCAGCCCUUCCAGUCCAGAGAGAAAAAGUGCUUCAGCAGAGCUCCGGAACACUUCCAAGACUGCCAAAGGUACUUCCAAGUCUUGGUCAUUUGAGGUUGUGUCAGAGAGUAGGUCUAGAGGGGAGACCAAAGUGUCACGAUCUGCUCCCCCAGAGUUGAGAAAAGCUAUAUCAGGUGAAGGUAAGGGAGGGAAGAGUGCUUUGGGGACAAAUUUUUUAAGAUCUGGUCGUGGUGUCAACCGAAAUGAGUUAGGAGGAAAGAAAAGUGGUGGGCUUAAGAAGCGGUCGCAUAGUCCUUCAAACAGAGAGCCAGGGAGAAGCCUCAAGACUCGCAAAUCUCGAAGUAGGGUUACUAGUCCAGAGCCUGUUGUGAGUGACACGUCAGAGAGAAGCAAGUUAGAAAAGAGUAAAGAAGCAACCCACAAGAAAAAAUCUUCACAAACUCAGAUUACUGAAUACUACACAAUUCGGAAAGAAAAGAGUACUUACAAAGUAAUAAGAACACUUCCUGAUGAUCCCCCCAGUGAACGAAGCACACGAAUCCGAUCAGGAUGGGAUGAAGAUGGAAAGCGAGUAACAAAUGUGAGUGCCAUCACAACACGGCGCUCUCGCCACAUUCCCGACGAGUGAAGUAUAGUCGAUGUAUUGUAACGUCAGUGUAUUAUGUUAUUCUAAAGAAAUUGUACAAAUGUUAAAAAUGUUAAUUUUUCAUAGACGUGAUAUAAAAGAGCAGGGCUCUCUCUAAUGAAUUAGAAAAUAUAAUAAUUUUGUAAUACUCUGAAUGCCUUUGAGUCUUGGGAAGCCUCUCCAUUUUUUUACUUUCCCAAAGAUAUAAAAGUUUGACUAGGAGCCAGAUCUAUGUGUGCCUGAAGUAUGAUAGAUAAGUGUUGUGCCAUGUCCUUAUGUUGUUGUACAAAUUACAUAUAGGUCUGAGAACUUGUGCUGGAGUGUCGAUAAUUUUUCUUAUUAUUUUAGAGCCUUGGGCCCGAGUACAUUGAUGCUCGGGUGCAAGGGAGCUUUUAAUUAAUCUAAGAAAGUGAAAUAAGAAAUCAUUAAUUACUUGUUACUUAUGUAAUGUGAAUAGUAGUUAUAACAAGAUUACCAUGUGUUUAGAGUAGUUUUUCUUUUGGGCUGCUAUUGGUGGGCAGUUAAUAAUUUGCUAAUUUUCUUUAGAAUAUUUAUUUGUCAGAAGUCAUAUUGCUCUUGCUGGAAAUGUUAGGCAGUUUUUUUUUUUUUUUUUUUUUUUUUUUUUUAAGAACUGAAAUUUUCCUAUUAUAUUUAAUAUUGAGUGCUAACACAUUACACUAGGUUAAACCAUAGGUAGUGCUGCCUCCAUGACAAAUAACCUAGCAUCAUUUGAGACAUGAUUAUAAGUGAUACUUAUUGAAAAGGCUCCAGUUAAGAUACUAGUACUGUACUUAAUACAUUUAUUGAUCACUGGAGAUGUACUUUACUCUAUUUUUGUGAUGGAAGACAAUGCUUUUUGUGUACUUUAUUGCCCAAAUGAUGCUUACAGUUAAAUAUGAUAUUUUGAACUUUUUAUCUGUAUAAAAUAUAUUUUGUAUAUAACAAAAAAUGUAUCAAAUAGUGUAUAUUUGUGCAUCAAAUUAGUAUACACAAUAGAUACUGUAAUGUAUUCCAUUUCUGAGAAUAUAUUGUACAGAUUUCAGGUGCAUUGAAGAAAGCUUUAUGAGGAACUUAAUACUGUAUUUAAACUAGAUACUGUACUGUGAUGGCAGAUCAAAAGUAAACAAAUCCUGUUUUCUUUAUAAAGCUUAGUGAAAUUUCUUAAGAGACUGCACCUUCUUAAUUACUUUCUUAAAAAGAUACCUUUUUUUAUGUUCUGCUUCAAAAUAGGCAUAUUGAGAACCCAAAACUAUGCUUGCAGUUUGCUAGGGAUUCAAAAGUAUCAAUUUUAAAGUAUGUGAAGCAGUUGUCUGAAUUUUAUAGUUCCAAAUAUUUACAAACUAAUAUUUUGGCAUAUUCAUUUUGCAAACUGAAUUGAUACUGUUUGCUUUUGUUUUAUCAUUCAUAUUUAUUAUAAAUUAUUUAAAUAUUUUAUUCAAUAUUUUUUUUUUCCAUAUAGAAGUUAUAGAAACACACAUCAGGUUUAUAAGAUGUUUGCUUCACUUCUCAGAGCAAUUUUGUUUUGUGUAAUACAGUGGAGCAUCUUAAAACUGAAAUGACUGGGGCCAAGCAAUGCAAGAAUUAGAUGCUAUAUCUUAAACAAAUACACACACACACAUGGGGUUAGAAAGGUGGGGUCCAAGAGCUAAUAGCUCAAUUCUGCCGACACAUAGUAAAUACACACACACAUACACUGCAUAUAUGCAUAUUAUUUUUAUUUUGAUAGGCAUAUUGAGAUAUGCCUAGCAUUAGGGCUGGGGAUACCUCACUUGAUUAGCUGUAAUCAAAACAUGGUUAAAUUUAAUAUUUUUAAAUACCCUAGAUUUUUAAAUUUUUUUAAAGUAAUCAAAGUUUGGUUUAAAGAUUCUCCACUGUAUUAGGGAAAGAUGUUUUAAAGAAUAUUUAGUAAAUUUGUCUAUGAAAUCUAAUUAUUUUUAUAGAUUAAAUUUAACAUUUUAUUUCAUUUAUACUGAGUGCAAUUUCAGCUCUUAAAAAAUUUAAUUAGUAAAGAAAUAUAAAGUACACCAAGUUACAACUGCUAGCAACAGAACUGUAACAAUAAAUGAGCCAUUCUAUGGCAGAAAAGAGUAUACUGUACUGUAUAUGAGGAAACGUCACAAUUAUUGAAGACUAAAGUUGGAAGACUUUCAUCCUGACAAGACCUCUUCAGUUGUGACAGCAGCAGCCCUGUCACUAGGACAAAUGUUUAUGCCUCAAGUCUUCAAUAAUUGUGGCCUUGCCUUGGACAUUUUUUGCAUUAGUGUGAAACACAAUAAAAAUAUAUAUAUGCAUGCAUAUGCAGUAAUGUCACGGAACGUGAUGUUGGAUUGCAAGAAUAACCACACUAAAUAAUAGAAAAACGUUUAAACACUUCAUCCUUCUCAGAACCUUCCUGAAAGGGACAAGAGUGCUCAAACCAAUUCUGCUAUUCAAUUUAGUUAUGCUUAUAUGUAUUAUAAAAAAAAUGUAAGUCUUUUCAGCUGUAUAAAUAUUUGUGUACUGUACUGUGUUUGUUUUGAGUAAUGCUGAAUAUAUAUUUUUUCUGUACUUUAGAUUUUUUUUAUCAAUUUUUUUUUUUAUGGCUAUUUCGUGUAUCAAGAAUUAUUUUAAUAUAUUAAAAAAAUACAUUGCAAGAUUUGACUGAUGCUAAAACUAAAAGUAUAUACCAGGAAUACUUGUUUUCUGAUAUGCACAAAAUUUUAGAUUUUCACAGAUUAGCUUGAUGCUGUAUUACAAUUUAUCAUAUAAUAUCCUUUGUUUAGUAUAAAGGUACAUGCCUAUUAGCAGUUUGUAUAAUUUGUCACCAGCUAUCAUCAUUCAUGUAGAGCUUAUUUUUCAUAUUUUUAAACAACCAUAUUUUUCAUCUUGCAUGUCUACUGUAUAUAUACAGCUUACUUGUUAAAAGUACCAUAGUAUUUAGUCUAUGCUCUGUGCAAUUAUUUUAAAGUUUGGAUUAAUUAUAUUCUGAAAUUUAGGCAAAUGAUUAUUUUUGGCAAAGUUUCCCGAGUUAAGCACAGGUCCAGCCUUAUCUGAGUGAAGUACACCAGGUCUUGUAUCCACCCUUGAGACUCUUGUAGGCCCUUGUCUACAGAAGCCAGGAUGAGAAUCUCUCUCUCUCUCUGAGAUGAGAUGAGAGGAUCCUGAGGAUCAGAGAUCAAUCCAAAACUUAGAAAAGUAUAUAUCUAAAAAGUAUUGACAAGGCAAAUAUUUUAAGAAAAUUAGGUACCCAAAAGUAAUGAGGCAAACUAGUGAUGAUGCAGGUUAAACACUCGAACCUUGUAGCACAUAAUCACCACUAUGUGGCAACCCUCAUUUUCCAGACAGCUUGCAUCCUUACAAGCAGCCCAAAUACAUCCCACCACACCAUGGAGAAGGAACUAUGGUAGGGACAAGGAAUUACUUAGGGCCCCACCUGAAAUUAGCAUUUAAUUACAGUUAGUAUUUCCUUGAGCUACUGAACAACAGUGCAUCAAAAGAGUAGACAAGCCAUUUUGAAAAAGAUCCGUUUAGUAAUAAAAGCAACAAAUUAAGCCAGGGUUGUUGACCAGACCACACAAGAAGGUGAAGGGACGGACCGAAACGUCGUCGUCCCUUCACCUUCUAGUGUGUGGUCUGGUCAACAUACUUUAGCCACGUUAUUGUGAUUCAUCGCCUGCAUAAGCCAGGGUUUAUGCAUGGGAGAAGACAGCAGGAACAGAGGAUUCAAGACAAAAAACAAAACUGCUUGCCAAAUACAGUAAUUCAAGUCAACAUCAGUGUGCUGAGGCCAAGGGAUAUCUCAUAAAUAGUGCGAGACCAAAAGUAUCAAAAGCUCCAAAACGAGGCUAACUGGACAUACUUUAUUGGCAACAUAAGCUAUGAGAGCAGCAAAACACUGGCCAUCAUGUGUGAGAGAAUAUAUUUCCAGAUUGCUGGAACAGACCCUGUUGCUGAGGACCUGGAGGAAUCUGCCCUUGUAACGGAAUGUCAAGAUUCUAGUCCUGGCUUCCAGAAGGCAAGGGCAAGUCUUGGGCUUGGUGCAUCUUAAGACAUGGCUGGACCAUUGCUAAGCUCUGGAAGCUAAUGAGGGCACCUCCAUAAUAAUUUUUUUUUUGUUUUUUUUUACAAAAUAUCAAUCUUUUAUUUUUAUUAAAGAAUGGAUCAUCUGCAUAUAAUUAAUUACAAGUUACAUAUCUCAUACAGUAUUGUAUUAUUUUUGUUGUGAUGUAUACUUAAAAAAAUAAAUUGAUGUACGUAUAUGCUUUAAAAGUAAUCACUAGUGAUAAAAUUGAAUGUUACGAGAAAAAAUGCCUUAUGCAUGAGAUUCAGAUUUUAAUAGCUAUCAUAUUAUUGAAUUCCAGUUGUAUGAAAAUUCAAACAUUUGUUUUGUAUUAUUGUAUAUACUAUGCAUUAUGUUGUAUGUUUUUGUUAAAAUAGCUAGGAUUUCAGAUGUGGGAAAAUCACAAGUUUGGGUUUUACAAAAGUCAGCAUUCAGGUACUGCACUGAACUGUACCUGGUUUCUUGCUGUAGUACAUGCCAAUCUGAAUUUUAACUACCGUAAAUUUUGUUCAGGAUAGAUGUUAGCAUCAAGUCAUAAGUACAGUGAUUGCUUGCCUGUUAUCAGGAGUCAGUCCAUAUUUAUGCUGUUUUUAUUUAACAAAUUUGUGUUCUGUAAUACAUAGUAUUAUACUGAAAGAAAUGGAAAGUGUUCAAAGAUUAUACAGUGUUCACCUGUUGGUCUGGCUUCUUAUAUAUAAAUAUUUAUAAGAAAAUGUCUCUUUGAGUACAGGUACUAUUUCGUUUAUAUAACAUGAUUGCUUUUUGGGAAUUGAACUAUUUUUCUAACCCUGUUUGUUAUGCAAUAGAGGUUUGUAGUGUCUUAUUUGAGAAAAAAUAUUAAAUACAGAAUAUCAAAUGAAAA